CAGAUGAUUGUCAGUUUUAAUUGGCUUAUUUCCGUAUUACUUGAAGUAAGAUUGCAUAAAGUUGUUUUUGUACGAAAGUAAGCCCUGCGUAGUAAUUGAAGAAUGUGUUUGCUACUUCUUCAGACUCGUUCCCUUUCUUUUCCUUUGAUGUGUUAAAGGCGCUAAGGAUCAUGCCGAAUGUUUGAAGAGGAAGUGUAGAAUUCCACCCAUAACGUGACAACUGCUUUUCUUGCUGAAGAAUUCUGCGCUAAGUCAAACAGGAUGGUAAAAGUGACACUGCGAAGGGAAUUCUUUGAUUUAUUUCUCGCCCCCUGAAUUGAACUACAUACAUUGAAUGGAAACUUGUUAGAUGUUGAUUAAAAAGUCCGUUCUUUGUGACUGGUUAUUAAAGUAUCGAAGUUACAAAUUGAGAAACAAUGGACGAGUUUAUUGAACAUGAUCGCAUAAAAUUUUGCAAAAGUGGGAAACAAAAAAUGAUUAAAAAUUCGAAAUAUUCUUCAUGGCCAAAGCUUUCGCACUGUACACAUUUUGAAUACAAAAUCUGAAAGGUCGGCAAUUUGGUUUCAAUAUCUAGCCACAAUUGAGCGCUUAAAAUACUGUUUGUUCAGGCCACAGAUACUCAAAAUGAAAUAGGCCAUCCUAGAUGCUUAAACAAACAAGUUUGUCUGAAUCUAUUUCAUGCUAAUGACAAACUAAUUGAAGGACUGGACACUUGAUGCUAUUCUGACGUCUACACUAAAAGGGGUUUUGUUCAACUUAUGGCUUGGACAAUAUCAUUUCAAAAGCGGGAAUGUUUAGUUUAGUCAACAAAGCUUCCAGCCAGCGUUGAAACAAAAUCGCUGGCUAAUCACGAGAUAGGGCUCUAUUUAAUACGGGCGUGCAAGGCGGAUUGUCACAUUCGAGGCAACAAUCGCCAGAGACACUCGCUAAGCUGAGGUACAUCCAGCGUCCAUCAGUAACAUGUUUCCGUGUCCAUUUUCACCAGGUCAAGUUGCGAAAGUGUGCCAGUUUCUUCAAAAUAACGGUGAAAUAGAGCGCCUCUCUCGAUUUCUGUGGUCUUUACCCGCGGAAAUAGACAACGAUGCCAAAACAACCGAGACAAUUCUAGUCUCAAAGGCUGUUGUCUAUUUCUACCAAAACAACUUCAAGGAGUUGUACGGCAUACUCGAGAGCAACAAGUUCUCUAAAGAGAACCACGAGCGACUUCAGUGUCUUUGGAGGACGGCGCAUUACAUCGAAGCGGAACGCCAGCGCGGCAGACCUUUAGGAGCUGUGGGCAAGUACCGAGUCCGGAGGAAGUACCCUCUUCCACGGACGAUUUGGGAUGGCGAAGAGACCACUUACUGCUUCAAAGAGAAGUCGAGGAAUAUUCUAAAUAAGGCGUACACCGAGAAUCCAUACCCCACUCCUCGAGAGAAGUACGAGCUGGCAAAAAUGACCGAUCUAACCGUGACACAAGUUAGUAACUGGUUUAAGAACAAGAGACAACGGGUGCGGGCUGCAGAAAUGAGGAAGGGGGGCCUGGAACAAGACGGGAUGUUGAAGAUGAAAGGGCCUGGACGCUCCAUGAUGUUCAGCUACGAUGAACUGCGCUCGCAUUUUCCCUACCUCAUUCCUCAAGCUCCGGUAUUACCGACGCCGCAGCCUCCUGUGUCAGCGGCUUAUCUGCAAGAGUUACAGGCGCACGCACACGCGCAGAUUCAUCAUUCGUAUGUGCCUCUUCAAACAUACCCAGCAUACGUUUCGGGAAGUCCUCAUCCUCGCACAAGCACGUGUACAAGCACGCAUGCGCAGAGCAGCACGUUGAGCCUGUCUUCUGAAACGAGCGCUUUCGAACCUAUUUACUCUAAUCGACUGGCAUACGAAAACUUGUAGUCUGAAACUUUAAUCGGCAGUCCACCGUAGGAAAAAAAGAUGGCGGCUGUACAUUUAACCACAAUGCCUUGCGAACCUAACACAGCCUAUGAGGCACUAAGAAAGCCAAAUGAUUAUAAUAUUUGUCCCUAUACAAAGGGCAUUGAGUAGCCUGGGUUUAAAGAUGUUAUAACGUUUCUGUACGUUUUUGUAAACGUUUUUAAAGUUGUCGUGCGCUAAGAACUGUGAGUAAAUACUAGUCGCCAUCUUUUUUCCCUCGGAGGAUUUGAAUACCUUUUGUAAAGUGUUUACCACUCCGAGAGACUGUAUAUGAAAAAAUGUCGAAAUAAAUAACGCUAUAUCGAGGUCAUUAUUAUUUAGAUUAACUAGUAUAAUGCGGUUAGUUUGCAAGUUUGGAUAGUACUGACAAUAUCAUGCAGGCUACCUUAAUAUUGUACACGAGCGUGUUUCUACAUUAUUAGAUACGCACUGUAGCAGAAAUGUAGUGCUCCCUCUUCUAUGGAAACACUCAGUAUCAAUUCUUGGACGAGAAAGUCACUUGAAAAUUCGUGCUGUGGGACAGCUUGUUUUUAGAUGUUAUUGUGGAAGCUUGAUGGAGAAGGACUUGCCAGAGAUUGAGACGUUUAAUGGGCCCAUAAAAUCAUUUAUAAAGAAAACGAACAAAGUAGAAAUGAAGACCUUAAAAACCGGUCCAUUAUAUAGCAAAAGGAAAAUGUAUUACAAUAAGAACACUAAAUCAACUCUAAUAAUAAUGAUAAUAUAUAACCAGGUCACUCACUCACUCAUGCCCUUCACGCCUAAGUGGCAUGUAGGGCAGCAACAUGUUCCCUCCACAUCUGUCGGUCCCUUGCCAUAAACUUGAUGCCUUCCCAGGUCUUCCCCAUCUCCUUGAUUUCCUUCUCCACCGUCCGCCGCCAUGUGAUCUUAGGGCGGCCCCUCUUGCGUUUUCCCUCUGGCGUCCAAUGCAGAGCAGUUUUCGCAAUUGAGGCUUCUUGGCGAGCGACGUGGCCAAUUAAACGGGUAUAAGGACAAAAUCCCGCUGAUGUUGUGGAUAAUGUUUAUAGUUCUGUAAGGGUUGUGUAAUAUUGCCUGUUAAAUGCAUUUAAGGAAUAUUAUGUAAAAUAUAACAUUAUUUCUUCUGGAAAUAAAA
This is a messenger RNA of Orbicella faveolata, 3025 nucleotides long. Its product is annotated as homeobox protein SIX6-like. The record is from RefSeq and is a predicted model, not a curated record. Gene Ontology annotation, molecular function: DNA-binding transcription factor activity, RNA polymerase II-specific; RNA polymerase II cis-regulatory region sequence-specific DNA binding. Gene Ontology annotation, biological process: regulation of transcription by RNA polymerase II. Lineage: Eukaryota; Metazoa; Cnidaria; Anthozoa; Scleractinia; Merulinidae. Gene Ontology annotation, cellular component: nucleus; transcription regulator complex.